Molecule: messenger RNA, 789 nt
Organism: Trichoderma aggressivum f. europaeum
Lineage: Eukaryota; Fungi; Ascomycota; Sordariomycetes; Hypocreales; Hypocreaceae
Exons: 1
Coding region: 1-789 (262 amino acids)
Molecular function (GO): oxidoreductase activity
Source: RefSeq, a predicted model, not a curated record
AUGUCUCUCACCUCCAAAGUCAUCCUCGUCACCGGCUCCGCGGCCGGUCUUGGCCGCGCCAUCGCCGAAGCCCUCCUCUCCCGUGGCGCCAGCGUCACCAUCUGCGACAUCAACCCAUCCCGCCUCGCCACCACCAAAUCCGAGCUCUCAGACAAACAUUCUUCCGACCGCGUCCUCGCCCUCGGGGCCAACGUCGCCGACGAAGAGUCCGUCAAGGUCCUGAUCGAACAGUCCGUAGCCCACUUCGGCCGCCUCGACAUCGUCAUCAACAACGCCGGCAUCAUGGACAAGUUCGACCCCAUCGGCGACUGCGACAAGAAAACGUGGGAUAACAUCCUCGCCGUCAACCUCACCGGAUCCUUCCUCGUCACAAAGUACGCCCUGCCGCACCUGCAGGCCAGCGUAGAGGAAGCCGGCAAGCCAGGCAGCCUCAUCAUCAACAUCGGCUCCACGGCCUCCUUCUCGGGCCUCACUGCUGGCGCAGCUUACACUGCGUCCAAGCACGGGCUCGUUGCGCUGACCAAGCACACGGCGGGCUUCUAUGGCCCCAAGGGCAUCUACUCGGUUGCGCUGCAGCCGGGCGGCAUGAACGAGACCAACAUCAGCGAUGCCUUCGCCGCGGGCAUGAACGUCGAUGGCUUCAAGGCCGUCAAGGCGGCGCAUCCCCAGAUGAACAACGUGCCAGUCGACAAUGUAGCACGAUACGUGGCGUUCUUGAGCGAGGAUGGCAUCGGCCAGAGUGCCAACGGGAGCUGCAUCGCCUUCACCGGUAACUGGCCCGAGGCCUAG